Antechinus flavipes (yellow-footed antechinus) is the source of this 2328-nucleotide messenger RNA. RefSeq names its product ATPase family AAA domain-containing protein 3. The record is from RefSeq and is a predicted model, not a curated record. Gene Ontology annotation, biological process: mitochondrion organization. Bases 77 to 1861 code for a protein of 594 amino acids. Gene Ontology annotation, molecular function: ATP hydrolysis activity; ATP binding; zinc ion binding. The transcript is spliced from 16 exons. Gene Ontology annotation, cellular component: mitochondrion. NCBI's taxonomy places the organism in Eukaryota, Metazoa, Chordata, Mammalia, Dasyuromorphia, Dasyuridae.
GCGUGACGGCUCGCGCCGCGUGUGGAGUCUUCUCAGCUCGGCGGGCACGCGUGGGGGGUUCGAGGGGCGUUCUGCCAUGUCGUGGCUCUUUGGCGUCAACAAGGGACCCAAGGGCGAGAGUCCUGGGUCCGUGCUUCCCCUGCCGCCCUCUGUGGGAGGGGACGGCAGCGGGGACCGGGCGGGAGGUGGCGGGGACCGACCCACGCCCAAGGACAAAUGGAGCAACUUCGAUCCCACGGGCCUGGAGCGCGCGGCCAAAGCGGCGCGCGAGCUCGAGCAUUCGCGCCAUGCCAAAGAUGCUCUCAGUCUUGCACAGAUGCAGGAACAGACCUUGCAGCUGGAGCAGCAAUCAAAGGUUAAAGAAUAUGAAGCUGCUGUGGAGCAGCUGAAGAAUGAGCAGAUUCGGAUCCAAGCGGAAGAGAGAAGGAAGACACUAAAUGAAGAAACAAGGCAGCACCAGGCGAGAGCUCAGUAUCAGGACAAGUUGGCUCGACAGCGCUAUGAUGACCAGCUCAGACAGCAGCAACUUCUCAAUGAAGAGAACUUGAGGAAGCAGGAGGAAUCUGUGCAGAAGCAAGAGGCGAUUAGGAGAGCUACUGUGGAACGGGAAAUGGAAUUGAGGCAUAAGAAUGAGAUGCUGCGUAUAGAAGCAGAGACCCGUGCACGCGCCAAAGCAGAGAGAGAGAACGCGGACAUCAUCAGGGAGCAGAUCCGCUUAAAAGCUGCCGAGCACCGCCAGACCAUUCUGGAAUCCCUCAAGACAGCUGGUACUCUGUUUGGUGAAGGAUUUCGGGCCUUUGUAACAGACUGGGACAAAGUUACAGCUACGGUGGCUGGAUUGACGCUGCUAGCCGUUGGUGUUUACACAGCUAAGAACGCUACAGCAGUCGCUGGUCGCUACAUCGAAGCGCGGUUAGGAAAGCCCUCCUUGGUGAGAGAAACCUCACGAAUUACAGUGUUGGAGGCCCUGAAGCAUCCAAUCAAGGUUGGCAGGCGUCUGGCAAGUAAGCCUCAGGAUGCUCUGGAAGGAGUUGUUCUCAGUCCAAAACUGGAGGAACGGGUCAGGGACAUCGCCAUAGCAACAAGAAACACCAAAAAGAACAAAAGCUUGUACAGGAAUAUCCUCAUGUAUGGACCCCCUGGCACGGGGAAAACACUUUUUGCUAAGAAGUUAGCCAUGCAUUCGGGUAUGGACUAUGCCAUCAUGACUGGUGGUGAUGUUGCCCCCAUGGGGCGAGAAGGGGUGACUGCCAUGCACAAGGUCUUUGACUGGGCCAACACCAGCCGCAGAGGCCUCUUGCUAUUUGUUGAUGAAGCUGAUGCCUUCCUCAGAAAACGGGCCACAGAGAAAAUAAGUGAAGACCUUCGGGCAACACUGAAUGCAUUCCUUCAUCGGACAGGCCAGCACAGCAACAAGUUUAUGCUGGUUUUAGCAAGUAACCAACCGGAGCAGUUUGACUGGGCCAUCAAUGACCGAAUAGAUGAAAUGGUCAACUUUGACCUGCCUCAACUUCCAGAACGGGAGCGCCUGGUGAGGAUGUACUUUGAUAAGUUUGUUCUGAAGCCAGCCACGGAAGGGAAGCAGCGCCUGAAGCUGGCCCAGUUUGACUAUGGGAAAAAGUGCUCAGAAAUUGCAAAGCUGACUGAAGGCAUGUCGGGCCGAGAGAUUUCACAGCUCGCCGUUGCCUGGCAGGCCUUGGCUUACGCCUCAGAGGACGGCGUGCUCACGGAGGCCAUGAUUGAUGCCCGCGUGAAGGAUGCCAUCCAGCAGCACCAGCAGAAGAUGGAGUGGUUGAAAACGGAGGGCGUGGAGGGCAGCAAGAGCCAGCCCCUCCCUUUCUUCAAGGAGAGCCUGGUAUAGGCCGGAGCCCCGGGACACGGGCCGAGAGCGCCAAGGAGGCGAAUCACGCCGGGCCGGGCCUGGGCCGAGCCUGUGCCCCUUCCCCCUUCCCUGGGAGGCUUUUUAAAUAGUCCCUGAGAGCCCCUCGAGGCACAUCAUGGCAAGAGCCACAUUAAAGGGUCUACCUGGGCCAGGGUCUUUCCCACAAGUGCCAAGGCUGAAACCUCUUAGCAGCCCGAGGGCCCCGAGCUGGAGCCGGCCACGUGCCUGCCUUGCCCACGGGCCUUCCACCAAGGAAAAGACCUCGGGGCCUCCGCUCAGGCAGUUUCCUCCCUCAAAUCUAGCCAAGGCUGCCCUGCUGCCUUCGUGUGCCCAGCUGAGGAGAAAGAAAGGGCAUCCAGAUGGCACGGCCCUCACCUUGUAUGGGCGACCUGGUGCCUGGGAGGGCCCACAGACAGUCGCCAGCACAUUAAAAAGAUUAGACCUCA